Messenger RNA from Zootermopsis nevadensis, 3520 nucleotides. RefSeq names its product transport protein Sec23 (gene Sec23). Gene Ontology annotation, cellular component: COPII vesicle coat; endoplasmic reticulum exit site. Gene Ontology annotation, biological process: intracellular protein transport; endoplasmic reticulum to Golgi vesicle-mediated transport; COPII-coated vesicle budding. The record is from RefSeq and is a predicted model, not a curated record. Gene Ontology annotation, molecular function: GTPase activator activity; zinc ion binding. Lineage: Eukaryota; Metazoa; Arthropoda; Insecta; Blattodea; Termopsidae.
GAAUGACGUGGACCGUUGCUGACGGGGAGGUCUGGUAGAAGGAUGAUUGUGGAUGUGGUGUAACUUGGCAUAUAAGCAUACAGGAUGACAACAUACGAGGAAUUCAUCCAGCAGAAUGAAGAACGCGAUGGGGUGAGAUUCACAUGGAAUGUUUGGCCAUCGAGCCGAAUAGAGACAACACGUUUAGUUGUGCCUCUUGGCUGUUUGUAUCAGCCAUUAAAGGAGAGACCAGAUUUACCUCCAAUUCAAUAUGACCCAGUGUUAUGCAGCCGGAACACAUGUAGAGCAAUUCUCAACCCUUUGUGUCAGGUGGACUAUCGUGCUAAACUCUGGGUGUGCAAUUUUUGCUUACAAAGGAAUCCUUUUCCACCACAGUAUGCCGCAAUAUCAGAACAACAUCAACCAGCAGAAGUCAUUCCAAUGUUUUCUACCAUUGAAUAUAUCAUAACUCGUGCACAAUGUUUACCACCCAUUUUCCUCCUAGUGGUGGACACAUGUAUUGAUGAUGAAGAAUUAAGUGCACUGAAAGAUUCUCUGCAAAUGUCUCUUAGUUUACUUCCUCCUGAUGCUCUUAUUGGUCUCGUCACAUUUGGAAAAAUCAUACAGGUGCAUGAGCUGGGCUGCGAAGGAAUUUCAAAAAGCUAUGCUUUUAGGGGCACUAAAGAUUACACAGCAAAGCAGAUUCAAGAUAUGCUAGGAAUCGGGAAAUUCAGCGCACCUCAGCAGCAGCAACCUCGAGGUCCUGGAGGACAGGUGUUACCACCAGCUAACAGGUUUCUGCAGCCAGUGCACAAAUGUGACAUGAGCCUUACUGAUUUACUUGGAGAACUGCAGCGUGAUCCUUGGCCAGUGGCCCAAGGUAAACGGUCGCUCCGAUCUACAGGCGUUGCUUUGUCCAUUGCUGUUGGAUUACUGGAGGUUUCUCUUGGUUUGGCUCCUGUUUCUAAAAUCACUACUAUCAUGUGCACAUACCCAAAUACAGGAGCAAGGAUCAUGCUAUUUGUAGGAGGGCCUUGCUCUCAAGGACCUGGUCAAGUGGUGAAUGAUGAUCUUCGUCAACCAAUCAGGUCGCAUCAUGACAUCCACAGAGAUAAUGCGACCUACAUGAAGAAGGCCACAAAACAUUAUGAGGCCCUGGCCGUGCGUGCCGCCACAAAUGGUCACGCCGUAGAUAUUUAUUCAUGUGCUCUGGACCAAACAGGGCUGUUAGAAAUGAAGCAGUGUUGUAACUCUACAGGUGGCCACAUGGUUAUGGGUGAUUGCUUCGACUCAUCUCUAUUUAAACAGACUUUUCAGAGAGUAUUUUCUAGGGACCAGAAAGGAGAAUUAAAAAUGGCUUUCAACGGGACCCUAGAAGUGAAGACUUCAAGAGAGUUGAAAGUAUCAGGAGCCAUUGGUUCAUGUGUGUCCCUUAAUGUGAAAGGACCGUGUGUUUCUGACACAGAAAUAGGAAUGGGAAGUACGUGCCAGUGGAAGUUGUGUACAUUCAAUCCAAAUUCAACAUGUGCACUGUUCUUUGAAGUUGUGAGUCAGCAUCCUGCACCGAUACCUCAAGGUGGUAGAGGCUGUAUCCAAAUGAUCACACAGUAUCAGCAUUCCAGUGGACAGAGGCGCAUACGAGUCACAACUAUAGCUAGAAAUUGGGCAGAUGCUUCAACCAAUUUACAUCAUAUAAGUGCUGGAUUCGACCAAGAAGCUGCAGCUGUGUUAAUGGCCAGGAUGGUUGUGUAUAGAGCGGAGACAGAUGACGGGCCAGAUGUGUUACGAUGGGUAGAUCGCAUGCUCAUCAGACUUUGUCAGAAGUUUGGUGAAUAUGGAAAAGAUGAUCCAAACAGCUUCCGCCUACCAGACAACUUUACUCUUUAUCCACAAUUUAUGUAUCACCUACGGCGGUCACAUUUUCUCCAAGUUUUCAAUAAUAGCCCUGAUGAAACAUCCUACUACAGACAUAUGUUAAUGAGAGAGGAUGUGGCGCAAUCUCUCACUAUGAUCCAACCAAUACUAUACAGCUACAGCUUCAAUGGGCCACCCGAGCCCGUACUUUUGGACACUAGCAGUAUACAGCCUGACCGUAUUCUCCUUAUGGACACAUUCUUUCAGAUACUCAUCUUCCAUGGAGAGACCAUAGCUCAGUGGCGAUCUUUACAUUACCAAGAUAUGCCAGAAUAUGAGAACUUCCUGCAGCUGCUCCAGGCACCUAUAGAUGAUGCACAAGAAAUUCUUCAGACACGAUUCCCAAUGCCUCGCUAUAUUGAUACAGUGCAGGGGGGCUCACAGGCCCGAUUUCUGCUGUCAAAAGUCAAUCCUUCACAAACUCAUAACAACAUGUAUGCCUAUGGAGGGGCGAUGCCGAUUCCAAAUGCGGAAAGUGGUUCUCCUGUCUUAACAGAUGAUGUCAGCUUGCAAGUUUUUAUGGAACAUCUCAAGAAGCUGGCUGUUUCUUCAACUGCGUAGAUUUUAUGAACUUUAUGUUCAUUGGUGCAUUAAUUGUGGUACAUAUUGUGUGAUUACUGUUGAGCAGUAUUUCAGCUCUGUUGCACACAACUUUAAUGUGGAAACACUUGCAUCCUGAAUUAUAUAUACUUACUGUGUAUUCAAACUGUAGUCAGUCUAUUUAAUAAGGUCUCUUUCCGUAAUUAUUUUUUAUUAAUACUGUUCAGAAAUGUUAUAAAUAUAAGGAAGUUCUCAGUCAUUGUAAAUUAAAUUUGUAAGGGCAGGUCAUAAAAUUCCAGGACUUUUUUAUGAAAACUGAAAAUCAUAUCAGUUGAUCACAUUCAUUGCCUUCAAAGUAGUCCACCCGUGAUUGAACAUAAUGAUUCUAGUUGUCAUGUCAGUGGUUAAAGAACUUCUGUAUGGGAGAAAUGUUUUACAAGACAGUUGUGUUUGAGAGAAGAUAGUGCAUAUGAGGGUGUCUAGACUGGCAGUGCAAAAAUUUGUCAUUAAGAUAAAUAUAGUUUGAUAAGAAGACAUCUGGACCACAUGAUUUGAUGAAGCUGAAGACGGCACUGUAUCCCAUAAUUUUUAAGAAUCACUUCAGAAAAUGAGCUUUUUCCAGUCAGUAGUAUUCUAAAGAGGGCUAAAUAAAUUAAUAAACAGAAUUUGAGAAUUUUUAGGUUAAAGUUAUCUGGGAGGUGGAAGUUAUUAAACCCAUUGUUUAGACAAGACGUUGCUUGUACAAGUUUUGUUGGUGAAUCUAUAACAAAUCUAGGACAAAUGAUACCAUGUAUUGCAGGUUAAUUAAACUUGAAAGCAUAUGAAUUCUGUGGUCAGAAAUUGUUGAUUUAUGUACCCAAAAUAUGUCUCCAAAAGAACAUUUGCAUUGUUUACUUUGUUACUUUUUUCGAUUACCCGCAUCAUUCAUUUCGUCCCAUGAGAAAGAGCUUAUCUUCAGUAUGGACUAAGAUUAAGGUUUUAGCAUCCAGUAGAAUAAGUUCCAGAAUUUUAUGAUCAGCCCUUGUUUCACGUCAAUAGACUUCAUAUAGUUAAAUGUCAAAGGGUAUUAAAAUUUUGAAUUUGUGAA